This is a messenger RNA of Quercus robur (English oak), 2005 nucleotides long. Its product is annotated as nuclear transcription factor Y subunit A-3-like. The transcript has 7 exons. Gene Ontology annotation, biological process: regulation of transcription by RNA polymerase II. Lineage: Eukaryota; Viridiplantae; Streptophyta; Magnoliopsida; Fagales; Fagaceae. The record is from RefSeq and is a predicted model, not a curated record. Gene Ontology annotation, molecular function: RNA polymerase II cis-regulatory region sequence-specific DNA binding; DNA-binding transcription factor activity, RNA polymerase II-specific. Bases 683 to 1633 code for a protein of 316 amino acids.
AACCAAAGUACCAAACAGAACAGAGAGAGAGAGAGAGAGAGAGAGAGAGAGAGAUGGGAAAGUUGGAGAAGAUGUAAAGGUUGUAACUUGUAGUGGUAGACCUGGCUGGCAAUGGUGGGUGAGAGUGUUAGUGUGUGUGUGUGCUGUGUACUGUUCAUAUUGGAAACUAAUAUUUGUGACUUUGUUGAGUGAAGAGUCCUUUCUUUGUGGUUGUUUUAGUUAUAAAGCUUACACAGCAAAGCCAAAGAUCAAGGAAAGAGAAGGACUUGUACGGACAUAGAUUAUAGAUACAACCAAAGACAUCAUACUGAGACAUAUAUAGUUUGAGAAAGAAAGAGAGAGAGAGAGAGAAUGUAUUGUGGGGGGUUUCAAGAGAGGAAACAUGUCCAAGUUCGUCCCAACACCACUGUUCUUUGCUUCUUCUUCAUGUCUUUGUAGAUCCCAAAGACCUCGUUAGCCAUAUUUGACUGAAUGUAACUCUGGCGGCAUUUCUCUCAAGGUCUUCUAAAGCUAGGGUUUCUUUUGUUCUUGAAACAUAAAACAACCAAGCUAAUCUCAAAUUGAGCCAAAGUAACCUGCUUACAGUUAAGGAUCUUUUGGCUUUGGCAUCAAAUUCAGAAAAAAAAAUUGACAGACAUCUAAACUUUCCCAAGAAAAAUUCUUGACAAAACCUGUUCAUGCAAUGCCCCAUCUCACUGUUAAAUGCUCAUCAUGGUGGAAUUCAAAUGAACAGAAAAUUCCAUCGUCUUCAUCCAAGACUGCAAGCUUGAAAAUGGAUUCUCCACAACAACAAAUUCAUGAAGCAAAACAUUUAGGUCUUCAACUACCAGACCAGGAAUCAUCCACAAUUCAAUUUACUGGUCAGUCUCACCAUGAAGUGGGUGCUGUGGGAGGGACCAAUUCUCAAGGUCAAUGCAUUUCAUCAGAAUCAGAUCAAGAUGAAGGUUGUGGCAAUGCCAAAGGUCAAAUGAAGGCAGGUUUUUUGUUGAAUAAUUCAGAUUUUAUGUUCAAUCCCUCACAAGUUGCUCAUAGCUAUUCAAUGGCUCGUGUUCCAUAUCCUUAUGCUGAGCCAUGCUUUGGUGGGUUGUUGACUGCUUAUGGACCACAAGCAAUUAUGAUGGGGAUGGCACCUGCACGAGUCCCACUGCCACUUGAUUUUACGGAUUAUGGACCCAUUUAUGUCAAUCCAAAACAGUACCAUGGAAUCCUCAGAAGGAGACAGUCACGUGCAAAGCUUGAGGCUCAAAACAAACUUGUCAAAGCUCGAAAGCCAUAUCUUCAUGAGUCUCGGCAUCGUCAUGCAUUAAAUAGGACUAGGGGAACUGGUGGACGCUUUCUCAGCACAAAAAAGGGGCAAAAUCCUGAUCCAACCGCCACUAGUAGCAACCAUUAUGUCUCGGACACUGAAAAUAUAUCAGACUUUGAUAGUAGUCAAUUUGGAACCCAUCAACAUGUUGGUUCCAUUACUGCCUGCUCUGACAUCACUAGUGUCUCCAGUAGAAAUGGUAACAAUGCCUAUCAGCAGCCGGGUCACAGGUUCUCAGGCCUGUCUCCCCACUUGGGUGGAGCCAUGCAAUGCAAUGGGAGCCUUGUGUCCGGUGGCACCCAACACUGUGCUUCAGUUGUCCGGUGAGGAUACACUGUACUUCAGUCGUCCGGUGAGGAUAUUGGGAAGCACACGAUUACCAUUUCACUGGUCUGGCAAUUCAUCCUUGGCUUUGUCACUUAAACUUUCUAUAUGCUAUUAUAAUAUGCUUGAUUUCAAAUUGCGUAAGAGACGCCACCAUGUACUAGGUUUAUCUAUCUGCUUCCUGCUUCUUGCAUUGCAUGUAUUGUGAGAAUAAUCACAUGGCUGUAAGGAGAGGCUGUGCUUGUAAUCCUACUAUGCUAAUACGUCACUUUGGUUGUUACUAUGUAACUCUUUGCAUAAAUGGGAGAUCAUCAAACACAAUAUAUAUAUGAUGCUUCCGGCUAUAUUCCCCUAGAAGGCUAGAAAUUUGAUCUA